Dromiciops gliroides (monito del monte) is the source of this 6779-nucleotide messenger RNA. It is a transcript of the gene KIF3A, whose product is annotated as kinesin family member 3A. The record is from RefSeq and is a predicted model, not a curated record. Lineage: Eukaryota; Metazoa; Chordata; Mammalia; Microbiotheria; Microbiotheriidae. Gene Ontology annotation, biological process: microtubule-based movement. The transcript is spliced from 19 exons. The coding region runs from base 406 to 2586 and encodes 726 amino acids. Gene Ontology annotation, molecular function: microtubule motor activity; ATP binding; microtubule binding.
CAGGUGGCGGCAAAGACGCACCGCGCUUUGGGUGCAGGACGACGCGGGGCGUCCUAGGAGACCAGCCUGGGAGGAAGAGUCUGGGGAGGAGGGCGCCUUCAUUUUAUAUUUUGAUUUUUAAUAAGAGCGAAGGAAAGAGAGAGAAGGAAGGGAGAGAGGGGGAAGAGAGAGAGGCGGGUGCGCAGGUGCAUCCCAAGGAACGUGGGAAGAAGGCGGUCUGGAGGGGAGGAGGAAGCCUAGAGUGCGCACGCGCGUCCUGGCCGCCGCCUCGCCUCGGGAGCCUCUGGCCUGCCAGCGGAGAGAGGAGCGCCUUGGACAGGACUCUGCCCGGGAGCUCGAGGUCUCGCUCAGCUGCGCGGAGGGGCUGGGGAACCGGCCACCCCGCGCGGGGCAGUCGGGGCCAACAUGCCGAUCAAUAAAUCAGAGAAGCCUGAAAGCUGUGACAAUGUCAAAGUUGUUGUUCGAUGUCGACCCUUCAAUGAAAGAGAAAAAGCAAUGUGCUACAAAUUGUCUGUUAACGUGGAUGAGAUGAGAGGAACUAUUACAGUGCAUAAAACAGAUUCUUCAAAUGAACCUCCAAAGACAUUUACAUUUGAUACAGUUUUUGGACCAGAUAGUAAACAACUUGAUGUUUAUAACUUAACAGCAAGACCCAUUAUCGAUUCUGUUCUAGAAGGCUACAAUGGUACUAUAUUUGCAUAUGGACAGACUGGAACUGGAAAAACAUUUACCAUGGAAGGUGUACGAGCUGUACCUGAACUUAGAGGAAUUAUCCCAAAUUCAUUUGCUCAUAUAUUUGGUCAUAUUGCAAAAGCAGAGGGGGAUACAAGGUUUUUGGUUCGAGUAUCUUAUUUGGAAAUUUAUAAUGAAGAGGUACGGGACCUUCUAGGAAAGGAUCAAACACAGAGAUUAGAGGUUAAGGAAAGACCUGAUGUGGGAGUUUACAUCAAAGAUCUGUCAGCUUAUGUGGUAAAUAAUGCAGAUGAUAUGGAUAGAAUUAUGACUUUAGGCCACAAAAAUCGUUCUGUUGGUGCAACUAAUAUGAAUGAACACAGUUCCCGUUCCCACGCUAUAUUUACAAUUACCAUUGAAUGUAGCGAAAAAGGUAUUGAUGGAAAUAUGCAUGUUCGGAUGGGCAAACUACAUCUUGUAGAUCUUGCUGGUUCAGAAAGACAGGCAAAAACUGGAGCUACUGGACAGCGACUGAAAGAAGCAACAAAAAUUAACCUGUCACUCUCCACUCUGGGUAAUGUCAUUUCUGCCUUGGUUGAUGGAAAAAGCACUCAUGUACCCUAUCGAAAUUCAAAAUUGACUCGUCUUCUUCAGGAUUCCUUAGGAGGAAACUCAAAAACCAUGAUGUGUGCAAAUAUUGGGCCUGCAGACUACAAUUAUGAUGAGACUAUCAGUACAUUGCGAUAUGCUAACCGUGCUAAAAACAUUAAGAAUAAAGCUAGAAUUAAUGAAGAUCCAAAAGAUGCUCUACUUCGCCAAUUUCAGAAAGAAAUAGAAGAACUCAAAAAAAAACUUGAAGAAGGGGAAGAGAUUUCAGGCUCUGAUAUCAGUGGGUCAGAAGAUGAUGAAGAUGAAGAGGCUGAGGCUGGAGAACAUGGAGAAAAAAGGAAAAAGAGAAGGGGCAGUAGCAGCAACAGUAGUUCAGAUUCUACAUGCUCUGUCAUAGAGAAACCCCUGGAUAAAUCCUUGACUAAUCAAGCAGGUAAAAAGAAGGUUUCCCCAGAUAAGAUGGUUGAAAUGCAAGCAAAGAUUGAUGAGGAGAGGAAAGCACUUGAAACCAAACUUGAUAUGGAAGAAGAAGAAAGAAAUAAAGCCAGAGCUGAACUAGAAAAAAGGGAGAAAGAUCUUCUUAAAGCCCAACAAGAGCAUCAGUCACUUUUGGAAAAAUUAUCUGCACUAGAGAAGAAAGUGAUUGUUGGAGGUGUUGACUUGUUGGCUAAAGCUGAGGAGCAAGAGAAACUUCUGGAGGAAUCUAAUAUGGAACUAGAAGAAAGAAGGAAAAGAGCAGAACAACUUAGAAAAGAACUUGAGGAAAAAGAGCAAGAACGCCUGGAUAUUGAAGAGAAAUAUACUAGUUUACAGGAAGAAGCUCAGGGAAAGACCAAGAAGUUGAAGAAAGUUUGGACGAUGCUAAUGGCUGCAAAGUCAGAGAUGGCAGAUCUUCAACAGGAACAUCAGAGAGAAAUUGAAGGUCUUCUGGAAAACAUUAGACAGCUUAGCAGGGAACUUAGACUUCAGAUGCUUAUUAUUGACAACUUUAUUCCUCAAGAUUAUCAGGAAAUGAUUGAAAAUUAUGUUCACUGGAAUGAAGACAUUGGAGAAUGGCAGUUAAAAUGUGUUGCUUACACAGGAAAUAAUAUGAGGAAGCAGACUCCAGUACCUGAUAAAAAGGAGAAAGAUCCCUUUGAAGUGGACCUUUCCCAUGUUUAUUUAGCUUAUACUGAAGAAAGCCUGAGACAAUCUUUGAUGAAAUUGGAGAGGCCACGCACUUCAAAGGGAAAAUCAAGGCCCAAAACUGGAAGAAGAAAGCGUUCUGCGAAGCCUGAGACUGUCAUUGAUUCUUUGCUUCAGUAAACAUUUACAGAUCUGAAACCACAAUAAAAUGAGCAUAUGUUCUAAUGGUUGGCCUAGCUAUUUAGUUUACUUGAGAACAUUGAGGAUUUUCCUGUAAUUUGAUACAGCCAGAGCUAUAAAUAAAUGCCUUACUCUGGAGUAAGAAUUAGAAAUGAUCUUUUGUCUUCAAGUACUGUUAUGCUGUAUAUGUUAUAUUAACAUAACAUGUUCAGACAGCAUAUCUAGUAGUUGUUAAGUUGUCAUAAUGUGCACUACUACUAUUUGUUUUGUGCAGGAAAAUUUGAAAGACCAUAUUGUACAGAAUGACAGUGUUAGAUGUGUAUGUAAAGUCAUGAGCUAUUUACCCAAUACCUUCAUAGAGAGAGCCUGAAUUUUAAGACAUGAAAAAGCUAAAUGUCAUGUCAUGCCUUGCACAUAGAAACUGGCAGCUUCAAGUAUCCUGUGUUGUAUUGUGUUUGAAUGUGGUAGCUUUCAUCUAUGAUAUGGCUUUUUCUGAACACUAAGUCUUCUUUCACUAUUUAAAUACUUGCUCAUUACAUUGGUUGUAUUUGCUGUAGUUAAUGUAUAAAAUGAAGCAGCUCAUCUAAAGAAAACAGAACACACAUCUUUAUCAUGCCCACAAAUGAUGUACACUGACAAUGUACUCCUUCCUCCUUUCCAACCUUUCUGUACCUCCAUUGUUUUACUGCUAAUUUAAAUUCAAAUGAAACAUACGUUUUUGUUUGGGCUAAUAAAGGUAGCAAAGCCUGUGGAUUUAUAUUUUUAGUGAAUUGUUGCUAAUUUAAGGGUGCCACAUUUUUCACAACAAGUAACUAGAGUUAGAGAAAUUAUAGGAGAUCAAAUAAGUUACUAAUUUAAAUGGACAUUUUAUUGCCUACCGCUGAGAUCCUAUUUGAACUACGGGUAGGUGAAUUGAUGUUUUGACUGCAUCUGAGUCUUAAUUUCAUUUUUUUUUUUUUGGCGGGGCAAUGAGGGUUAAGUGACUUUCCCAGGGUCACACAGCUAAUAAGUGUCAAGUGUCUGAGGCUGGAUUUGAACUCAGGUCCUCCUGAAUCCAGGGCCGGUGUUCUAUCCACUGUGCCACUUAGCUGCCCCUUAAUUUCAUUUUAAUUACUCUUUACAUUUUGCCUGAAAGAAUUCUCAUUCUUCAGAAAACCUCACACACUUAAUGAAUAAACAAACUUAACAGAAAUUAACUAUUGACAAAAGAAGUCUAUUGAGAGCUUUGCAGAUUCAGUUGGUGUUGCCUUUGAGUAAAAAAACCAAACAAAAACACUCAUCCUGAAGAUGUUUAGAGGAGAAUGACUUCUUCUCAAGCCCAUUCUUCAAGCUGGAGACUUUAAUUUCCCUUCUUCAAAUUUCCUGUGCUUUGGAAGUAUGGAGCGUACACAUUUACCUCUUCUGACAUAGUCAUUUGAGUGAUGCCAUCUCCCUAUUUAAAACUGGUCAGUUUUUAGUUAGGAUUAAAAAAAUGUACAAAGUACUUUAUUAGAAACUCAUUGUUCCUCUAAUGGUUGGUCACCUACUUACAGAACUGAUAGUUGUUUGUUUUUUGGAACAUUGCACUUCUACUAACCACUAGCAUUUUAAUUUUUUGUGUGAAUUUUUAGACUUAAAAAAAGUAUUGUUAACUAAGGCUAAACCACCUUGGUUUCAAAUGUCUUAAAUCUUCAAAAAACGGUAUUUAUUAACAAGAUUUCAAUAAGCAUUUUAGAUGUUCAUUUAUGAUUUUUUUUCUUUUUUGAAAGUAACUAAAGGUGUGAAAAAUUGAUGAGUUACCUCCAAGAAGGACGAGCACUGAGGUCCCUGAGUGUGAUGAGUAUAAUGUGUGUUCUCUUUGUAGUAUGUGAGAUAUUUUAAAAUCUGUAGUACUUCCUCUUGUAGGAAAUAUGGCUAAAAUACUGUGAAGACUUUCCUGAAAAACAGUGUCAGUAAGAUUCCUUCACAGUUGACAUGUUUGUCAGAGACCUUUCAGGCACUGGAGACCAAGUGGCACUGAGGAGAGAGAAGUAAAUCUGGGGUCAGAGGGUGUGGGUUUAAAGCUAGGCCUGGGACUAAUCACCUUUGUGAUCUUGAGAAAGUUGUUGAACCUCUCUGAGCCUCAGUUUUCUCAUUCCUAAAUUGAAAGUUCUGGUCCCUUCCAGCACUAAAUCUAAGCUCCUAUGUACUCUGGGAGAAAUUUCUGUGGAGAAAUCUUUCUUGUCCAGUAGAAGCAUAGUUAAUAUUUUUCUUUUCCUUUUAAGAAUAUAUUCUUUUUGGGGCAGCUAGAUGGCACAGUGGAUAGAGCACCAGCCCUGGAGUCAGGAGGACCUGAGUUCAAAUCCAGCCCCAGACACUUAACACUUACUAGCUGUGUGACCCUGGGCAAGUCACUUAACCCCAAUUGCCUCACUAAAACAAAAAAACAAGAAUAUAUUCUUUUUCAGCCUUUAACUCAGUGAAAAAAGUUUGCUAUAAUAAGGGAAGUAUUUUUUAUUAUAAUAGUAUAACAUAUAAUAGCUUACUUUAUAAGGUCCUUUAAAGUUCCCAAAACCCUUCAUGUACAUUUUCAUUUGGUCUUCAACAAUCUUUUGAAGUAGGGAGUAUUUGUAUUAUUAUCCCCGUUUUACUAAUUAGAAAUUUAAGGCUCAGGGAAGCAGGUAGUAUUUUGCCUAAUGUCAUCCAGAGCCAGGAUUUGAAUCCUAGCCUUCCUUACUGACAAUACAGCAUUCUUUUCAUUGCACUAGAACAUAGGAUUACUUCCUGUGUCUUUUUCCCUUCAAAGUACAACUCAAAUAAAAGAAAAACUGAUAUAUUUUCAGUGAUUAAGAAAAAUUUAGGUGUAUAUGCUCACACUGUUUGCUGUAGAUGACCAUUAUAUUUUUGGCUUCAUAAGACAUCGAUGUUAGAUUUAUUGAACUGUCAGAUUUGAAGCAAGGGAGGGACUGAAUUUUGGGUCAUUCAAUAGUUAUGAUAAAAUUUACAAAACUAUUAUGCUAAAGUGAAAUAAACUUAUAAGGCUCACUACAUUUAAAAAUCCACAGGCUGAGUUUGUAGUGACUUCAGUGAUAAUUCCAUGAAAGUGCACAACACAUAGACACUCUUAUUGGGGGGGGGGGCAGGGCAGUAGGGGUUAAGUGACUUGUCCAGGGUCACACGGCUAGUCAGUGUCAAGUGUCUAAGGCUAGAUUUGAACUCAGGUACGCCUGAAUCCAGGGCCGGUGCUUUAUCCACUGUGCCACCUAGCUGCCCCUAGACACUUAAAAUGAGUGGACUUAUCCAAUACCCAGAUAAACUUGGUCCAAAAUAUAAAUAUUUAGGUUCUCAAAUAAGUAUUUCUUCUGUUCUCCCUUUGAUUUAAAAAGUAAUAAGAAUUAUUUAUUAAAAGUAAUCUUGACAACAUUGAUAGGGUGGAAGUUAUUAUAAUUUGUGAUUGCAUAACCUUUAUUAUGGUAUUAAAAUAUAGUGGCGGUCUCCAUAUCAUACAUAAUUCUCCACUCAAUUUAAUACUAGUUAACUAAAACUCUUCAGAAUAUGCACACAGGAUGUUGUAUAUUUUUCUCAUAAUCACAGUUGUUAGUUGGCAUGUCUGUCAAAACCUGGGUGGGUGAGGGGACGGAUAGUUUUUUUAUUUUUUAUUUCUCCAAUAAAAGCAUUUUGAUACUUUAAAAAUUAGGUGCAAUUAAAGUCCUUUUAAGCCUUGAAUACUUUGCUUUUAUAUGAUUCAUUUUACCUACAACACAUUUUGGUUUUACUAUUUCUUAUGCCUUAUUGUUUUCUUUUGCUUUAUAAUUUGUUUUUAAUAAUUUCUCUUUCCCCUGAAAUUGUAUUUUAAAGAAUCUCCCUUAUUUCCCUACAAGGAUAGCUUAAAGAAAGAUCUGGUUUCCCAUUAGAACUUACUGGUGUUUGGUCAAGUUUUAAUGUAUGUUUAUACUUUAAUGUUAUUUAAUUAUUCCUGGUUCUAAAAUGCUAGAAAAGACAUAUCCCUUAGUGCCUUUGAUGAAUUUACACUGUAGUCUAAACAUAUUGGCAACAAUGCUGUGUAUGAGCCCUAAAUAAACGUUGUACAGUUAGGUUCAGUUUUAUUAUUUCAUUAAUUUUGAAAGUCAUAUUUGUUUAAUUUUUAUGUAAAAAUUUUAUUUAUGUUGUAAAUACCAGUACUGUAUGUAUACAUGCAGCAUGUUCAUCCUGAUGAAUAAAAAUCUUAAGGUUAA